AUAACCCGUGACAUUUGCAUGCCCCCGAUUCAAAAUUAUUUUCUACAAUAUAACGGAAUUCCAAACGCUGCUAGUUUCAUAAAUCACAGAAUCGAAAAAAGUCGCAAAUAGCCUCCAUUUCCCUUCAAGGUCCCUGAACAAGUGUACUUUUUCCGGUUGGCAUGGCUCGGAUUACCCAGAUUAUAUAACAAUUUUCGGUUGAAAUUGGCCGAGUGGCGUGUCAAAUUGGCGUUUUUGGCACUUUUUCACUCUUCUCCAUGUCGAUUGAGGAUCGAGUCAUUUUCAAUCCUUAAUCGCCAUUUCUCGAGGCAAUAACCGUAAUAUAGUAACCCAAUUCCGUGGCUAGACUUUCAUCUUAAGUAUUUUGUUUGAAAAAAACAACGUUUUAUCAUAUGACGAGGCGAUGAAUUAUUUAUACAAGGGGGCCUGAUCGGAAACUGGGACGUCAAUUUCGAGUUGCGCAAUGCGGGCCGAACACGUGCCCGAAAAUUGAAUUGCAAGCAAUUAGCGAGACAACAAUUGCGAGUCUGGGAACUAGACUGUUAUAUAACCGUCAUAAUUUCCCGAAAUUCCCAGUGAAGUAACCGAAAAAUCGCGUUUUUGGGUUUACCCUCGCCCAAACCUGCCUUGAUCCGGGUCAAACCCAAAACAAACAAAUUUUAAUUAAUCCGGAAUUACGAAAUCCCGUGCAUCCCAAUCGUGUCUUUGAUUCACUCCUAGAGUUUGGUAGCCCCCACUGCACAAUCUCCUAGUAAGUGGCCGCCUUGCGUCUGCAAACUCUAUUACUUCUCCGAGUUUGUAACACUUGCAACGCUCCGAGAGCUCGGCUUGUGAUGUGACAGUGAAGUGUCUUCAUUUGGAAAUUUUGGACAAGCGACGAGCAUUUGGGGCUAAAUUGGUGCUCUUUUUGGGGAUGAAGUACCAGCCAUGGGUACCGCUAUGCCGAGCGCACCGGCCGCUCAGGGGUUCCUGCCAACAGUAGUUCUUCAGAUGUUACAGUGCCCGCAGUGUCUUAAACUCGACCAGUCGUUUUUAAAACGUGAAAAUGCAGUGUCCAAGACCUUUAGUGUUAGUGUUAGUGACAUCGGCUGUGAUAGCCGCAACUCCGGUACCAUCUGGAACCACAACAGCAAGGUACUCUUUAGGAGGACACACACAUUUAACAUACCUACCUCAAUUUUCCGACACGACAGAACUGAUCUCGGUCAAUAGAAACCCAAAACGACCCAAAAACGAAACGUUUUACACAGAUAUGGUACUGAAAAUCUUGACACAACCCACUUUUCGAGGCGAAAAUAUGCGAAAAAUAAAACGAAAAGACCAACAAUUGCUCACAAACUUUGUAAAAAAUAAUUUAGAAGACUUAAAUACUCCUAAUAAAACUAUCAAAGUUAGUACCAAAAACAAGGUUCGUGUUGGUUCGACCACGACCAAACCGCAGAAAAGUACCACCACUCGGAAAACAACAAAACUGGUACCAAACCCAAUCGUUAUCAAUAUUACCGCUCCCCCGAAAAAACCCACAAAGGUGGUACGCGUAACAAAACCCCCUUUCAAAAUCAAACUAACCCCCACCCCCAAAUCUAGCUCAACCACCAAAAAACCCAAAAUAAAACCAACCAUCAGACGAGUUCUUACAAAAUGGUCAAAUAGGCCCACCCUAAAUAAAGUCAAACAAAAUUGGUACGAAGAAGGGGUACCCUACCCCACCCCCAACCCUGAAAUCAAUUCCCACUCGCCCCCGUACUCCCUCAGCGAAGUUGCUUCCUCCCCUCAAUCCGACCCUGGCCAAGUCUCAGAGUCCCCCCAAACCGACCUAAGCAACGCAAUUAGUACCUUCAAUCUUGACAUGGCCCCCGACCCCUCCAACAUCCGUGACGGGGCUUCAGGUUCCCCUUGUCCCACCGUCCACAUUUCAAGCUCGGUACUAACCCCCCAACAACGUCAAGACUGCUCCGACUUAAGCCUCGUCAUAAAUUCGCAUUUUCAUCAAAAUUCAGUAACAGACCGUUCCCCCCUCACCCCCGAAACUUACGACGCGGCCCCCCAGCAGGAAGACCCCGCACCACCCCCACAAACCCAAGCCGAUCCUGGCGGCGGUACCGGGGGCGGCGGAUCACAAGCCGCCGCUCCAGCAGCUCCCUCGCCUGGUUCCGGCGGGAGUGGAGGUAGUGGCGGCAAUGGGGGCGAUGGCGACGAUGGAGGUGGCUUAAAACUUCCAGAUUUGAAAGGUCUGAUGGACCUGUUGGGGUGGCUGUGGGACAAAUUGGGUCACCUCUUCAACUUUUUGAAAAACCCGUAUUUGUAUCUGGUACCGAUGGUACUGUUUUUCUUGCUAGGUUUUUUGGCGGUCAUUUUGCUGUUUCCUUGGUGGAUCCCCGCUUUGUUUUUAUUCGCGAGUGCGAAAACUGCGCAGAAAAAAAACGUCGCGUUUUAUAAACAUGUCCAUAAGCCCAUCCAUCACCCAGAUGGGUGGUUCUGGAACCAUGAAACUAAAACGUGGCAAAAUUUGGCUGAAAUUGUGCAUCACCGAAGGUCGGAUGAGGGUGACAGUACCGAGGAUAAAUAUAAAGAGGUAACAGAUGCUAUAGAAAAUUUCUCGAGGAAAUAUGAGAGUAGUAGUACUCAAUCGUGGAAGUGGCGGAGAAGGAUUAGGUAGUUCUCAAAGUGGUCAAGAUUUUUAGUCAAUCGUGUAAAUAUUGUAAAUUUUGCUGUGAUUCCGUUGGAAAGUUGAGGAUUGAGGUAGUCGCGCGAUUCUGUCUCCUGUACGUAGUUUUUAUUAUUUAUUUAUUUAUUUAAUUUAUUUAUUUAUCUUGUAUUUAUCAAAAGUCGCCAUAAAUCUUUUAAACUGUAUCAUAUGUAUGACUAAGGCGGAAAAAGAAAUAAAAUUGUUGUAGAAGC
Messenger RNA from Tribolium madens (black flour beetle), 2901 nucleotides. Its product is annotated as cell wall protein DAN4-like. The record is from RefSeq and is a predicted model, not a curated record. The coding region runs from base 1046 to 2659 and encodes 537 amino acids. The transcript has 3 exons. NCBI's taxonomy places the organism in Eukaryota, Metazoa, Arthropoda, Insecta, Coleoptera, Tenebrionidae.